Messenger RNA from Penicillium argentinense, 801 nucleotides. RefSeq lists its product as uncharacterized. The coding region runs from base 1 to 801 and encodes 266 amino acids. The record is from RefSeq and is a predicted model, not a curated record. NCBI's taxonomy places the organism in Eukaryota, Fungi, Ascomycota, Eurotiomycetes, Eurotiales, Aspergillaceae. The transcript is spliced from 2 exons.
AUGAAUCGAAAUAAUACGAUCUUGGACUUCGGUCCCCAGGGGGGUGCCAGUCAACCCGGCCAUGCCGAAGGCCAGAACCGGGCUACGUCCUUCCCAGACACCGAGUUACACUAUGACUACCCUCCUGUGAAGCCCAUCGCAGGACCGAUACUUCCACCUGUCUCCCCCGAGGAUCCUCGAGGCCCUCGCCCAAACGCUCAGGCUGGACAUCCUCGAUUCGAGACCUCGGCUUCCUCGACCCAACCCUCCCAACCUCAAGGAUUAACUAUGAGCCAGCACACACGCCCCAAGUACUCCGAGUACCUAGUUUAUCCCGACUGGACCGAAUAUCCCGAGCAGCCUCGAUACCUCGAACAGCCUCUGCGGCCUCUGCAGCCAGUGGGCCAGCCUGCUGUAGCCUCCAACAACCGAAACUCCCGGCCGAGACCUCACCCUCGAAACUGGGAUGAGGCAGAAUGGGAAGACCAUCUGCUCUUCCAACUGAGAGACCAAGGGCUGUCGUGGACGCAGGUUGGAAACAUCUGGCGCGAACGGACCGGAUAUGCCCACUCGGAUGCCACCAUGAGGUCUCGCGUGGCCAGGAUUCGAGCGAGAAUCGGACCUCCUCCUUCUCCGCCUCGGGCAAUUCAAGGGUUAGUAUUCCUCACACUUACGAAAGGAUAUAAGAAUGGAACAGAAUCUCACCUCACUGCAGAAACGCAGGAACCCUUCCUUUGGGCAAUUGAUCACUCACUGCUCCUGCUGCACGAGUCCUUGGCAAAAGGCUUCUUUCCAGCAUUGUCGGAAGGUAUUGGAAGCUAG